AUGACUUUUACUGACUCUGAAAGUAAGAAAACAGAAAAUGAAGCCGAUGGAUCUGCGGAGACGACUCCGUUCUUUUCGUCCGAAUUCACCUCUACUGAUAAUGGACAUGUGGAGAAGUCGAAAGGCUUGUCCUGGGUUGUGACCGGUCUCUUUUUAUCCGGGGAAUUGGCCGGUGCUGGAGUCAUUGCGUUGCCUCUGGCAGUCAGAAAUUUGGGUGAGUCAUAUAAGGGUGCAAUUGUACAUUCCCAUAAUCUUGUGGUUGUAAUCUAAUGCUGCAGGGGUGUAUUUCGGUCUAAUGUUCCUGCUCGUGUGCGCGGCUAUGUGUAUUUACACUUCGAUGGCUCUGGGAAGAUCGUUUCUGAUCCUCCAAAAACACUGGCCCGUCUAUCGUCAUCAUUGCCGAGAUCCCUAUGCUCAACUUGGAUAUAGAUCUUAUGGCACGUGGAUGAAGUGGGUGGCUAAAAACUAAAUUUAUUUUUGAAAAACAAAUGAAAUUCAGGAGGCUGGUUGAGAUCACUUUGAACUUUGGCUCCUUGCCGGCGACUGUCAUCUUGAUUGUGAUCAGUGCCAACAAUCUGGGUGAUCUUAUCCACCAUUUUGCCGGAUAUGACUUGGAUUAUUGCUAUUCAGCCAUCAUCAUCACCCUGUUGGUGUCUCCGAUGAGUCUUCUGAAGUCUCCACAAGAUUUCUGGUAGCAAUGGUCUUACAAGGUUAUAAUAAGAUUUUUAGGUGGGCUUUGGUCAUUGGUAUGGUCUGCACAAUGGCAGCUGUAACCUUGGCCAUUUUUGGAAUCUCGAAUGACCUUACAGUAUGCCAGGACACUUUUACUACGCCAAGCUUUCAAUAUACGUCCGCAUUUGCGAGUUUGGGCAACGUUGUGCUGUCUUAUGGUGGUCAUGCUGCCUUCCCGACAGUCCAGAAUGACAUGAAAAGUCCUCAUAAGUUCACAUAUUCGGCUGCUUUUGCCUUCUCAUGUAAGGUUAUAUUGAAAAUUAAAAAGUUUUCAAAAAACGUGAAGGAAAGUCGGAGGCCAUAACUUCCGGCCUAGGCGGUGCUGAGACUUCGUAUUUGGAGUAUGUAUUUUUAAGUGACAUUAAUUUUUAUCUAUGAAAGAACACGAUUUUAAAGUGCAAACUGAGGUCGCUACGACCUCUUGCGUAGCAGCAUUUUUUACCCCGAAAACCAGUGUUUUUCGGUUUAAAAUGAUCGAGAAAUGUCGGAUUUUUUGGAUGUUUACGAUAGACAGAAUUGAUGUUGAAAACACGGAAGGAAAUUGCCUACACGUUGCAAAUUUUGCAAAAAUUGGGCCACCCUUCAUUUGAGGCAAAUUUCAUUUAGGGCUUUUCAUUUGAGGAUUUGGGGAACAUGGAUCGGCUAGCCAUAGUGUCAGAAUGUCUUUGAAGCCUAUAUAAAAGUUGCCAAAAGGUUGGGAAUGAGUUUCAGAGAGAAAUAAAAAAUCGUAAAUCCGAAUCCCCUGUGUAGACAAAAAUUAAUGUCGCUUAAAAAUACAUAUUCCAAAAACUAAAUGUCUGCGCCGCCUCCGCCGAACGUUACAGCCUUCGAGUUCCUUUCACGUUUUUUGUGAAACCUUGUAUUUCUUUGAGAGUGGGCCAAAAAACGGAAGGAGUUUCCAUUUUUGAGCUUACAGUUGUCAUUUACAGUAAUCACAUGUCUCUACUUCCCGAUUUCUCUGGCUGGGAAUCUUGCUUAUAAUGAGAAUCUCUCGAGUACCGUUAUCAGAAACAUCCAGAUGGAAUGGGUCCAGAACGCAGUCAACAUCCUGAUCACUAUACAUUGCUGUCUUACUGUAGUUCUGAUCAUCAAUCCGGUCAUGCAAACAGUCGAGGAACUCUUGCAUGCGCCUCACAGUAAUUUUAUUUCUAUAUAAAUAGAAUAAUCUUUCAGAGUUUGGAAUUCAUCGGAUUGUGAUUCGUUUCUCGAUGAUGGCUCUGCUUCUUUUCAUCGCUGAAACAUUCCCAGAAUUUGGUCCAUUGAUGGCAUUGGCUGGCGGUGUGUUUACUUCAACGACUUCCUUCGUAUUUCCAGCGAUGUUUUAUCUGAAACUUAAUGUUUUGGAUAAAAAAUUGAAUGAAAAAAAGACCAAAAAAUUGAUGGAAAGCGCGAUAGAAGAGAAACCUUCAGAGUCGGUACAGAUUGUGGUCGAUGAGUAUAAGGUUGGGCUGAUGGAGAGUCUUAGAAGGACCCAAAUUAUCCAUCUAAUACCUAUCCUUUGCGUCAUCGGUAAGUCAUGUUUUAUUAAAAAAUUAUUUAUUUCCAGUGGUGGGUCUCUUUGUGAUGGUAAUGGCUACAGCAUUUGCUGUCAUGGACAUCGCUACAGUAUCUUUCCAAGUUCCUUGUUAUCUGAGAUGGAUUGAUGGCAUAGGAAAGGUGAACAAUUUCACCAAAGAGAGCCCCACGGUCUGUUGCGGACAGUAUUCGAACAUCUCUUUGGGCACUUGCACUCCUCUACAUCCACUCAAUCAAUAUGAACGAAUAAACACUGAAUAG
Messenger RNA from Bursaphelenchus xylophilus (pine wood nematode), 2508 nucleotides. The record is from the annotation of a GenBank genome assembly. Lineage: Eukaryota; Metazoa; Nematoda; Chromadorea; Rhabditida; Aphelenchoididae.